AUGCCUUUCAGCCUUUCGAUUCCGUUCGUCAAUCCCUAUGCCAAUCCCGCUCUCCAUCAGUACGUCGCGUAUCUUCGCGAGCUCUUCGCGCAAGUGCAGCAGGAGUCAACAACGGACUCAGCAGGUCGGCCUGCAAGCCUCCCUGUUUCAGCAGCAGCGCAAGCGCAGACAGCAAGGGCGGAGGCCUACCUUCAGCGAAUUACCUUGCUGGCUGACUUGCUGGAGGAGCACGUGCUGCCUGACAUGUGGCACAUGCCGGACAGCCUGCCUCUUCAGGACGUCUGCCAGCUGGACGCGCUGGUACCUCAAGAUCGCAACUUGCCUGCAACCUUCAGAGGAAUUAAGCCUGCUCAAUCUCAACCGCAGCAGCAAGGAGAAACCAGUGGAGGUGCCUCACACGGUUGUGUGCCAUUCUCUGCAGCUUUUGCGGGUCGGGAGGGCAGGGAGGCGUUGGGCCUUCGCUCACGCCACCGCCUGUUGAGAGAUCGGCGUGGGCCAUCUUCCAAGAAUCCGCAACCAGGUUCUUCUCUCUCUGGAUCGACCCUGGACGACGCAUCAAGAGCAAUUAUUUCGACCCAUAAGAAUCUUCAGGAGGAGCUAUCUGAUCAGAUGCUGACGCUGGCAGGGCAGAUGAAGGCCAACUCGCUCGCCAUGGAGGAGAAAGUCAAAAGCUCCAACAAGGCUCUUGAUGCUACUGAGGAAUCAAUGGAGCGAAACGUGGCCAGCCUGAGUCGGGCGAACCAAAGAGCUUCACGGUUGGCCCGGCAGGGAUUUUGCACUGGCUUAUCAACGCGGCGUCGCGCAUCCGUACUAUCCGCGCGACAUCGUGUUGCCCGACUACGUCCCGCCAGCGUGGAGCACGGCGGAGCUCUUCGGCGUUUUCGGGGUGGCCGUCGGGCUGAUCUUCACGCUCUCAUUUCUGUUCGCACGCUCAUGUCGGCAUCUAUCAGCGUCGGAGCGCUUCACGUUCAGCUGGUGGGCCGUGACAGGCGCCAUUCACAUGCUCAUGGAGGGAGCAUUUGUCGCCUUCCCCGCCCUCAUCAGCAGCACCAGCAAGGCCUUCCUCCUAGAUGCCUGGAAGGAGUAUGCCAUAUCGGAUUCACGAUAAGCCAUCGUCUCUCUCGAGGCAGUCACUGCCUUCAUCGAAGGCCCUGCGUGCAUCCUCAUUCUGCAUGCCAUGGCGGCCAGGAAGCCCUUCAGCAAUUUGCUGCAGUUCACCACAUGGCUAAUGAGUGCGGUUUCCGAGGCGAUCCCGGAAACGAAUCCGCAGAUUCGAUACGCAGCAGCAGCAGCGCCAGCGCUGGUCUCGAGGAGACGAUUCUGUUGGCUGGCGACGCCCCUUCCUCCGCUCCUCUCGACCAAUCGCAGACCAAGCUAAAAAAUAAAAGAAGAAAAAACAAGCACACGCGAGAGCGCACAGGACGGCGCAAGUUCGCGCAGGCCCUUGGGAACUCCAAUAAACAAAACGCGGCAUGUUCAGUGUCCCGUUAUGGAGCUUCCCGUCAUAAGCACAAUGCGCCGCUUCCGCGUCGAGUGAUUCAGCUCGUUAACGCCCUCCAGGCCGCCCUCUCUCCAAGGCUUUCCUCGAAGCUUCCUCCAAAGGCGACGCUCUUCGCGCUCUACGUCUCUCAUUUCCUCUCCAGAUGGACCAAUCGCAUGUGGGAAUUCGCCGUGCCGCUCUUUCUCCUGGACUCCUCUUACAUUGCCACGUCAGCUUCCUCUUCCUACGAUACAGUCACCUCCGGUAGUAGUAGUAGCAGCGCAGGAUCCGCCUCGUUGCUGCUCGUGGCGCUUUACGGCCUCUCCGAGUCGCUCGCGAUGUCUUUAUUCUCCGUCCCCAUAGGAACGUGGGUGGAUCUCUGUCCGCGUUUGCCGCUAGCUGCCUUCGCGAUCUCCGCUCAAAACGCCGCUCUGUUUCUCGCCGCAAUCGCCGUCGCCGCUCUCCUUUACCUCGCCGACUAUCUCGCCUCACCCGCCGCCGCGAGUCCAGCUGGGUCCGAGCUAUUCGCGUGGGUGGCCGGAGCGGCCGAGACGGGAGCUGACGUGGCGCUGGUGGCCGCGGUUUGCGCGCUGGGCGCCGCGGCUGCUCUCGCCGAAUUGGCGCGCGGGAUCGCGGUGGAGCGUGAUUGGGCCGUGGUGAUUGCGGAUUGGGUUUGCGAGCAGGAAGGUGCUUCGAAAAGAGGAAGCGGGCGGCAGGGGGAAUGGGAUGACAGGGGACAAGUCGAAGACGAGAGAGGGGGAGUAGUGGAGGUGGAGGUGGCUUUUAACGAAUCAGCACGGCAUGGGAAACAGGGGGGGAGAGAGGAGCGGGGGAGAGAGGAAGGGCAGAGAGAGCAGGUGCAGAGAGAGGAGAGGGGGGAACACCAAUUGCAGACGCACGUUGGAGGCAAGAGUGGCUUCAGCAAAGCAGGGGAGCAAGAGGUGGUAGGUUCUAGUCACUGGGACAAGGCAGCGCAUGCAGAGGAGGUUCUAGCUGGGCAGCAACAGGGGCAACAACAGGGGCAGCAGGAGGAGCAGCUGGAGGAACAGAAAGAGCAGGAGGAGCAGCAGGGGAGCGAGCACAGGGAGCGCGUGCGAGCGCGGCUCAACUCCACCCUGCGCACCAUAGACCUGCUCUGCCGCCUGCUCGCCCCCGCCCUCACUGGCGCCCUCAUGGCCGCCGCCUCCUCCUCCCCCUCUGCCUCUACCACUUCUCCCGCCGCAUCCGUGCGCCCUGAGCUGCUGCCCGUGUCUCUGCCGCUCGCCAUGGCUGUGUGGGUCCUGGCAGCCGCUGCUGCGGAGCUGCUGCUGCUGGCGCUCGUUCACUUGCAGGUGCCAGGGUUGGGGGGGAGGCGCAAGGAAUGGGGAGGAGGGGAGGAGAUGGGGGAGGGUGAAGGGGUUGGUGAGGAGGAAAGGGAAGGUGAGGGAGGGGAGGAGGAAGAAGAGGAGGACGAGGAAGCGGAGGAGGAAGAAGGUAGAGAGGGAGGGACGGGGCAUGGAGGGGACGGUAGGAAUGGAGUGGGGGAUGUUACGAGUCGACUGAAGACACAAGUGGACGAUGAGGAGCAUGUGCAAAGAGAUAAGCAUGAGGCAGGAGAUACGCAGAUACUGGUCCCGUCAGCCGCUAAUCCAAUGCCACCUGCUUCUCUCACCCCGUCAGACUCCCCAGCCAUCCCUAAUAUCACCACCAUCACUGCCACCAGAAGCAGCAGCAGGAGCAGCAGCAGCGAGCCUCCACUCGUCCCCUCUGUGACCCAAUCCUCCCCAAGCCCAGUCAACCCCUCCUCCAUCAAUGGCAUUCUCUCCUCCCUCCACCACCUCCGCCUCCUCACCACCUCCUGGCUGACCACCCUUCGAUCCGCCUGGACAAUCUACCUCCGCCAGGCCUCCCUUCUCCCCUCGCUCGCCCUCGCCCUUCUCUACCUCACAGUCCUCUCAUUCGGAUCCCUCAUGUGCGCCUACCUGCACUCCCAAGGCGUCCCUCUCGGUCUUCUAGGCUCGGCAAGCGGCGCCGCAGCUGUCACCGGCGUGCUCGGAGCAACCCUCUUCCCGAGCCUCUGCGCCAGGCUCGGGCCGAGCCGGACCGCCGAGGCCUCCGUGUGGUCCCAGCUGACGUGCCUCCUGCCGUGUGUCGUCGCGGGAUUGGUUCUCCAGUCGUCAGGCCCGAUACCAGCAGUGCUGCUGAUGAUAGGAGUGGUACUCUCUAGGGCUCCUCUAUGGGUGUUUGACCUUUCAGUGCUGCAGAUGGUGCAGGGGGCUGUGGUGGAGGAGGAGAGAGGUGCAGUGGGAGGAGUUCAGGAGUCGUUGCAGCAGGGAAUGCAGCUGGUAGUGUUGGUGCUUGCAGCGGUGAUUAGUAGACCGAGGGAUUUCUGGGUGCUGACAACGGUGUCAGGAGGGGCUGUGACGCUGGCAGCGGUGCUGGUGAGUGUGGACCGGAGGGCGAGGGGACUCCUGAGUAGAUUAGGGAGGGGUGUUUGGCAAAGGAAGGACACGAAGCUUCUGGAAGUUGAUGACAUGGUUCGGAGGGAAGCUGCUGCAGAUGAGGUGUAA
Closterium sp. Yama58-4 is the source of this 4029-nucleotide messenger RNA. NCBI's taxonomy places the organism in Eukaryota, Viridiplantae, Streptophyta, Zygnematophyceae, Desmidiales, Closteriaceae. The record is from the annotation of a GenBank genome assembly.